Tarenaya hassleriana is the source of this 2330-nucleotide messenger RNA. RefSeq names its product RNA polymerase I-specific transcription initiation factor RRN3. The coding region runs from base 291 to 2135 and encodes 614 amino acids. Gene Ontology annotation, biological process: transcription initiation at RNA polymerase I promoter. The record is from RefSeq and is a predicted model, not a curated record. The transcript is spliced from 16 exons. Gene Ontology annotation, cellular component: nucleus. Lineage: Eukaryota; Viridiplantae; Streptophyta; Magnoliopsida; Brassicales; Cleomaceae. Gene Ontology annotation, molecular function: RNA polymerase I general transcription initiation factor activity; RNA polymerase I core binding.
UAUGUUCUCUUCUCCUGCCUCAGCCGACGCGGCGUUGUUGAAGAAGAAGACGAACCUUCUGCUCUGAAUCUUCUUCUUCUCUUCUUCACCGACGGCGACGGGUACGACGACGGCGAAAGCGGAGCUUCGGCUUUUGUUUGGAGGCAACUGCCGGAGAAUUUGCUGACAUAUCUUUGGCUGAGAUAAGUUUGAAUCUUACGAGAGCUGAGCGAGCUCAGUUGGAGCUCAAGCCAAGUACAAGCACUGUUUUGGCGCCAGUUAGGAAACAUCACCAGCUGUUUUCCGAGACAAUGGGAGCGGAAGAUGCAUACCAACCUGCAAAUUUCUAUGGACCAGACACUGUUAAUUUCUCGGAUACAGAGUUGACAUAUCAUAUUAGAACUGCCCUUGAAGCUGUCUCAAAGGGUGAUACUGAAAGUUAUGAGCAGCUUGUUGGAGUUAUGCACUACAAUGGACGACUUGCCCCCGAUGAGGUGGCAUAUCUCGAGACGUGUUUGAAGGGUCUAUCGGGUGCUGUUACUUGCAUAGAUAUGAUUCACCAUCGAUCUCUUCUUUCUUCUAUUUUUGGAAUGAGCUUGUGGAAUUACAGAACUACUGUCAUGGAUGCGUUGGUUGACUUAGUCGUAUCACUGGCUGCUACUAACGGAAAGUAUAUCGACCCUUGUUUGAACAUGCUCGUCAACAACUUCAGGCCGCCUCAGUAUCUCUUAAAUAAACUUUCGAAUACUCGAGUACUCAACCAGAAGCAAGAAGUUCUUUCUCGGGUCCAUGCAGCUCUUGAGGCAAUUUAUGAUUUGGUUCCUCUUGUUCCCUCAAGAUUGAUACCGAUACUUGCCCAGAGAAUGCCCACUGUGCACAACAAGGACCAUUUGAUAGUAGUUUAUGUUGAGAACUUGUUAAAGUUGGAGAGUAGCUCGAUUGGAAAGGUGGUUGGAAGCAUGAUUCUUAUGGUGGUGAUGGAGAGGCUGCGAGAUUUGGAUGUCGAGAUUGGAUGGGAUAAUAUUCUGCAAGAUGAAUCUAGUAGAGGCAUUUUCGAUAUGGAACUCGAAGAUGCAGAUGAUGUUGAAGACACUGUAAAUUAUGAAGACGAGUUUCCGAGAGAAUUUCUAGAUAAGAAGAAUAUUCGUGGUAACAUAGUGUCGGAAUUGUUAGACAAGCUAAUGGUCAUAACUUUCGAGCAUCUCGAAUCUUGUCAAAACACGGGUCGUUUGGAUGAGGUGUUUGAAUCUCUGUUUGAAUCAUUUGAGAACUUCAUCCUGAACACGUAUAAAUCGAAGUUUGCCCAGUUUGUAAUGUUCUACGCCUGCUCACUAGAUCCCGAAAAUUGCGGCGAGAAAUUUGCGUGUAAGUUGGCAGAUAUUUUCCUCUCAAGCAGUAAGCCUCCGCUAACUAGGAUGAGUGCAGUGGCUUAUCUCGCUAGCUAUCUGUCUCGUGGAAAGUUUUUGUCGCCUUCUUUCGUAGCUAGCAUGUUGAAAAGGUUGGUGGAAGCGUGUGCGGAAUACUGCAGAACAUGCAACAGCGAUGAUAUUAGGCCGGAAACACAUCGGGUUUUCUACUGUGGAUGUCAGGCAAUAAUGUAUGUGAUGUGCUUCCGGAUGAGAUCCAUUUCCGAUGUUCCUCGCCUCCAUUCACAGCUCGCCCCGUUAGAAUCGGUUUUAAAGCAUAAGCUAAACCCGUUAAUGGUAUGCUUGCCAUCUGUGGUUGGGGAGUUUCUUAGACAAGCUAAAUCAGCUGGUCUGUUCACCAUCUCGGAAACCUUCGUGUUCGAUGACAUGCUCGAAUCCGAACUUUCCCGUGCUUUCGGUGGGCUCGAGAGGCUCGAUAUGUUCUUCCCGUUUGAUCCGUGCUUGCUCAAGAUUUCCGAAAGUUUCAUCCGACCGAACUUUGUGUACUGGUCGAUGGUCGGAACGACAUAUGACGAGGAGGACGAGGACGAGGACGAUGAUGGGGCGGAGGUCAUUGUGAAAGGGGAAGAUGACGUGGAAGAAGAAGAGGAAGAAGAAGAAGAAGAGAUAGAGUACAGCAUGAACAAGAUGUCGAUAACUCCAAAGCAUUCGUUCAAGAACAAGAUGGAGAAAGAUAGACUCUUGAGAAUGCCUUCCAUUCUCAGACCCUCCAUUUCUCCUCCUCUUUAAUCACACUACUCACAAAGUGUCUUUUUCUUUUCCUUUUAGGCAAAAAAAAAAAAAGUUUUGAUGUCUUGUGUGGGUUUUUUUUCCUGUCAUUGCUACAAGACAGUCGCAUGUAAGAAUGUAAUCUUCUUCUCUAACUCAUUAUCCACCAUUUCUGUUGCAUCACUUGCAUGAAAUAUAUCAGUUAGUUUUGGCCAA